CCACGCCAUGCACCUCUCCAUGUAUGGCUCCUUUGUUAAUGCUCGGACCGACGUCGUGAAACGCGAGGAAACCCUCUCCUCUCUCACUUUCCCACCUCGGAGCGUUAGUGCCGGCCUUAUGGCCCCUCGCAUUCAACAUCACCCCAUUCAUAUCGACGCAGACCAGCAAUGUUAGGAGAUGUCUAGCAGUCCAAAUCCGUGCAGCCCCCAACCACUACCCAUCCAUCCUACCACACCUCACCCCAUACUCUUACCUCUUCUGUGCGCUCAUCGCUCACACUGCUGCAGAACUUAGACAUCCCACACGCGUUCCAUCCCACUACGCUUUGCUACGUCGCGUCUAUCGCAACAACCUGGUAAAUAGUUGCAAGAAAUCGCGUACGGACUCGAGUGACCCUCGCGUCGUUGGACUCUGCAUCGCAAAUUAGAAGAGCACUACAAUCUUCCCUACUCGUAUCAUUAACUUGACGCGUAUCAUGACAUCGUCUACAACCCCC
Molecule: messenger RNA, 497 nt
Organism: Coniophora puteana RWD-64-598 SS2
Lineage: Eukaryota; Fungi; Basidiomycota; Agaricomycetes; Boletales; Coniophoraceae
Exons: 3
Coding region: 8-175 (55 amino acids)
Source: RefSeq, a predicted model, not a curated record